CAGCAUCCCACAGGGCCAGACCAGGCUGAUGGCUGAGGCUCCGAGUGACCCUGGCUCUGAGGAGCAGGAAGAGCUGCUCGGGCUUACCACCCAGUGGAGUGUGGAGGACGUGGAGGACGCCACACAUGAGCAGUGUCGGCAUGAACAUGAUAGGCAGCUACAAGCCCAGGACGAAGAUGGAAGUGGCCAGUCCCUGGAGCAGACAGAGCAGGAGACACUCCUUAGCCUGGAGCCCUCAGAGGCCCGUGAACUUGAGGAGGAUGAAGGAUUUGGGGACUGGUCCCAGAAGUCAGAGCAGCGGCUGCACUGGGGGACGGAGGGGAUCCUGAGCAAUGGAGAGCCCCCUCGCUGUGCGAUUCCUGAGAGCAAGCCGGAGGGGCACAGGCCCUGCCAGAAUGCCUAUGGGGAUGAGGAAGGUAAUGGACCAUCCCUGGACGAAGCUCCCCUGGAGGAGGCAUGUCUGAGCCAGGAGGGGACUGGCCCACGAGAGACCUGCCAGGAUACACCGGGGAUGCACCAGAAAUAUCAGCAGCCCAGGACACCCAGCCCCUUGAGCAUGGAGGAGACCCACGAACAGGGCUCACCUCCCCUGAGCCCUACCACCAAGCUCAUCGACAGGACCGAGUCCUUGAGCCGCUCCAUAGAGAAGAGCAACAGUGUGAAGAAGUCCCAGCCUGCCCUGCCCAUUGCCAAGAUUGAUGAGCGGCUGGAGCAGUACACACAGGCUGUGGAGACUGCUGGCCGGACCCCCAAGCUAGUCCGCCAGACCUCCAUAGAGCUUCCUAGCAUGGCAGUGGCCAGUACCAAGAAUCGGUGGGAGACAGGAGAGGUGCAGGCUCAGUCUGUGGCCAAGACCCCUUUCUGCAAGGAUAUUGUAGCUGGAGACAUGAGCAAGAAAAGCCUCUGGGAGCAAAAAGGAGGCUCCAAAACCUCGUCAACGGUUAAGCAGAGCACCCCGUCUGGGAAGAGGUACAAGUUUGUGGCCACUGGACAUGGGAAGUAUGAGAAGGUGCUAGUGGAUGGGGGCUCAGUGCCCUAAGUCCCCCAUCUUGGCUCCCCAUCAAUAUUCCCAGGGGAGAUUCCAGCCAGACACCCACCCCCAGCCCUGGCCAAGAAGUUGCUUCCUGUCACCAUCCUGGCCCACCCUCACAGCUUUGACACCCCCACCACAGCUCCUGCUUCUGGACCCUCCAGCCUCUCUGCCCUCCCACUCUUUGACCCCAGCUCUGCCUCUGACUUCUUGGGGGAGGAAAGAGACUCCUGAUCAUUAGCCAAAGUGACUGUCUCCUAGAGAGGCCAAGAACUCUCAGGGAAGGCAGGAGAGCAAGGUGCCACCUGAACUGUGCAGAGGGGGCUGGUCACUCAGCCAGAUCCAAGAAGUACCUGCAGGGUGACCUCCAGGCCAAAAGCCAAGACACCUGUGCUGGAUGCUCAGGACUCUGUGCCCCUCCUGCCCCUGCUUGCGCCACUGCCCUCCCCAUGUCGUGCAAUAAAGCUCCUCAUGUCCCCA
Messenger RNA from Otolemur garnettii (small-eared galago), 1510 nucleotides. RefSeq names its product lymphocyte-specific protein 1 (gene LSP1). The coding region runs from base 29 to 1039 and encodes 336 amino acids. NCBI's taxonomy places the organism in Eukaryota, Metazoa, Chordata, Mammalia, Primates, Galagidae. Gene Ontology annotation, molecular function: actin binding. Gene Ontology annotation, biological process: signal transduction. The record is from RefSeq and is a predicted model, not a curated record. The transcript has 11 exons.